AGUCAGCAGGAGAGGCUCAUCCUCGGCGGAGCGGGCCACCUCUCUGGACUUCCUCUCACAGCGGAACCUUCCCAUCUGGAGCUUUCUAUUGAUACUUUUCCACUGGAGCUGAGGAGCCAUGGCCCGAGUCACAAUCCUCGCCCUCUUGGUCACAUAUUUGGUUUUGUCAGAGGCCCAACAUGAGGCUGGCUACUGUGCUUUCUAUGAAGAAUGUGGAAAAAACCCAUCAAUCGAAGGGGCCCUCCUUCCUGCUAUCGUCCCCUGUCUGGAUUACAGCAAGGCCCGACCCCUGAGAGGAGCACAUUACAAGAAACUACAGGAGGUGUGUCCCAUGCUGGACCGUGGCGAGGGCAACACCUUUGCCUGCUGCUCAUUCAACCAGCUGAACUCGCUGAUGGGGAGUUUGGCCCUGUCCAAGGUUGUGCUGGUCCGCUGCCCCUCCUGCGCUGAGAACUUUGCCCACAUGCACUGCAUCAACACCUGCAGCCCCAACCAGACCCAGUCAGUGAAGGUCACCAAGGUGAUGAACGUCACCAGCAAUGGAAAGACGCGAGAAGCUGUUGUGGGCUACCAAGCGUACUUAAGCAACAGUUUCGCCGAAGUGGCCUUCCAGUCUUGUAGAAAUGUCAGGAUUCCCGCCACAGGAGGCUACGCCAUCAGCACCAUGUGUGGCAAGUACGGUGACAAGCUGUGCACUGCUCAGCGCUGGUACGACUUCCAAGGAGACUCCAGUAACGGUUUGGCCCCCUUGGAUAUUGACUUUUUCCUGACAGAUCCAGGAGACGAUUUACCGGACGGUAUCAUCCCGUACGGUGGUAGAGCUCUGCAGUGUAAUGAAACUACUCCAAGUGGAGGUCAGGUCUGCUCCUGCCAGGACUGCCAAGAAUCCUGCCCUUUGGUCCCUGCUCCUGCACCACCACCGGGGCCCUUCAUAAUCGCUGGCAUGGAUGGAAUCCUUCUGAUUUCCAUUAUUGUAUUCUGCGUCUUAUCAUUGGCAUUCAUCGUCUACGUGCUGAUCACCUGCUGCCGGGGAAAAAAGAGAAAGAAGAGGCAAAAUAAAGAUCAGAAUGCAAACGAAGUGAAGCAGCGGGUCAUCCAUCCGUCAGAGGUGACUUGUGCUGACAGGAACAGCCUCGCUGCUCAAGCUGUUCUGAGCGCCUUCUUCGAGAAAUGGGGAACCUUCAUGGCCACGUACCCUCUCACUGUUCUGUUAGCAUCUGCUGUUGUGGUGUCUGCAUUUGCUGCCGGCCUUAUGCACAUUGAGCUCACCACUGAUCCAGUGGAACUGUGGUCAGCUCCCAACAGCCGAGCUCGGCAGGAAAAAGACUUCCAUGACUCCCAUUUCGAGCCCUUCUUCCGAACUAACCAGCUGAUUCUGACAGCGCCUCAGAGGAAGGGUCACGUCUACGAUUCCUUGCUGUUCGGCAAAUAUAACUUUAGCGGAAUUAUCUCUAAAGACCUGGUCAUUCAGUUGUUGGAGCUCCAGAAAAAGAUCCAGAACAUUGAGUUUUGGUCAGACGACCUCAACCGCACAGCCUCCUUGAAAGACGUCUGUUUCGCCCCGCUGAACCCAAAAAACUCCACUUUGACUGACUGUGCAGUCAACAGCCUGCCCCAGUACUUCCAGAACAGCCUGGAUAACAUCAACGCAAAGGUGAACAUGACAGAGUUGGGGGUGACCAAAGAGGUGGACUGGAGGGACCACCUCAUCUACUGCCUGAACUCGCCGCUCUCCUUCAAAGACAUCACUGAUUUGGGAAUGAGCUGCAUGGCAGACUACGGCGCACCAGUCUUCUCUUUCUUAGCGGUCGGGGGCUACGACAAUGACGACUUCACCAACGCCGAGGCCUUAAUCCUCACCUUCUCCCUCAACAACUACCCUCGGACUGACCCCAAGUUCAAGGUUGCCAUGCAGUGGGAAACAGAAUUCCUUAAAAUUGUCCAGGAAUACCAGAAAGAUCCGGCUUGCAAUUUCACUUUUGCAUACAUGGCAGAGAGGUCACUGGAGGAUGAGAUCAAUCGGACAACAGCAGAGGACAUUCCCAUCUUCAUGAUAAGCUACGCUGUCAUUUUCGUCUACAUCGCUGUGGCUCUGGGGGAGUAUUCUUCUUGCAAGCGUAUCCUGGUGGACUCCAAGUUUUUGGUGGGUUUUGGUGGGAUCCUGGUGGUUGGGUGCUCCGUUCUGGCCUCCAUGGGCUUCUACUCGUGGGUCGGUAUCCCAUCCUCGCUGGUUAUUCUUCAAGUGGUGCCCUUUCUCGUGCUGGCAGUCGGAGCAGACAACAUCUUCAUAUUUGUUUUGGAGUAUCAGAGGGAUGUGCGGAAGGUAGGGGAGAAAAGAGAGCAACAGAUCGGACGUGUCCUCGGAACAGUGGCUCCCAGCAUGCUUCUCUGCAGCCUCUCAGAAUCCGUCUGCUUCUUUCUAGGCGCCUUGUCCACCAUGCCUGCAGUCAAGUCCUUCGCCUUGUACGCAGCACUGGCUGUGCUCAUGGACUUUGUACUCCAGAUGACUGCCUUUGUGGCUCUGUUGUCUCUGGAUGCCCGGCGCCAAGAUAGCAACCGCUGCGAGCUGCUCUGCUGCGUCAAAGUGUCAACAAAGCGUCCCAACAAGCCCAACGAGGGGUUCCUGUUGCCCUUCAUGAGGAAAUACUAUGCUCCCGUCCUGCUGAACUCCUACGUCAGGAUCAUUGUGAUGCUGUUGUUUAUCUUCAUGUUCUGCGCCUCCCUGUUCCUCAUGUUGAAUGUGACGGUGGGUUUGGACCAGGAACUGGCGAUGCCAAAGGGAUCCUACAUGUUGGACUACUUCCACUACCUGUACAAAUACUUUGAGGUUGGAGUCCCUGUUUACUUUGUGACGAAAAAGGGUUACAACUUCAACAGUCUCGAGGGCAUGGACGGGGUUUGCUCCAGCGUGGGCUGCGACCAGUUCUCCAUGACUCAGAAGAUCCAAUACGCCACAAAAUACCCAGAAAUGUCAUACGUCGCGAUUCCGGCAAACUCCUGGGUGGACGACUUCAUCGACUGGCUGAACCCUGCAUCCAGAUGCUGCCGCCUGUACACGAUCGGCCCCAACAAGGGGAAGUUCUGUCCCGCCGACAAAUCGCCUUUCAUCUGUGGAGCCAAGUGCAUGUCCAACCCAAAAGACGGCGUUCUCCGGCCCAACAGAGAAGAGUUCAACAAGUAUCUCCCCUCCUUCUUGGCGAACAGGCCGGACUUGCAGUGUCCAAAAGGCGGUCUCGGAGCGUACGACACGGCUGUGGUUAGGGAUGAAAGUGGCGAGAUCAUAGCCAGUCGAUUCAUGGCCUACCACACUCCUCUGACCAACUCCCAGGAGUUCACCGCUGCCCUGCAGACAGCCAGAGACUUGGCUCACAACAUCACGGAAGAGAUGAAGAAGGUCCACGGAACGUCGCCUGACUUUGAAGUCUUCCCUUAUACAGUGACCAACGUCUUCUACGAGCAGUACCUGACCAUCGUGCCGGAGGGUCUCUUCAACAUCUCCCUCUGCUUGCUGCCCACUUUCGUGGUCUGCUGCCUGCUGCUGGGUCUGGACAUCCGCUCCGGACUUCUCAACCUCAUCACCAUCAUCAUGAUCGUGGUGGACACGGUCGGGGUCAUGACUCUGUGGAGCAUUGACUACAACGCCGUGGCGCUUAUCAACCUGGUGACGGCAGUGGGCAUCUCUGUGGAGUUUGUGUCCCACAUGACCAGAUCUUUUGCGCUCAGCAUCAAACCGACGCACGUGGACAGGGCGAAGGAGGCCACAGCCAACAUGGGCAGCGCUGUGUUCGCUGGAGUGGCCAUGACCAACCUGCCCGGCAUCCUGGUGCUGGCCUUCGCUAAAGCUCAGCUCAUCCAGAUCUUCUUCUUCCGCCUCAACCUGGUCAUCACCCUUCUGGGGAUGGCUCACGGACUCAUAUUCCUGCCGGUGCUGCUCAGCUACUUUGGUCCUGACGUCAACAAAGCCGUUCUGCUGCAGAUCCAACAGGCCAAAGAGAAGGACAAGCAUGAGAGGGAGAACAACGGCAGGAGCUUUUAUGACAACAUUGGUUUCGAAGCCGAGAUGAAGCCGCCCAAAUAUCCCGAGCACACAGAAAAACCCUACCAUCCCAGGGCGACGGAUGAGGUGGCGCAGAGCGACCAUUUGUAAGCCACAACAUCCAAACUGAACUGUUGAACUGGCCGAACAAGGACGGACCAGGACUGUCUGGACGUCAUAACCAGCACCAUCAGAACUGCCACACUCUCGGGUGCAGACUGGACUGUUGAUAUAUUUACCAUCAAGCCAGUUGAAGUACUGGAUUUUGUGCUCACUUUGUAUGAAGUAUGAUGAUUAACACUGUUUCAUUCAUUUAGAGUGACACUCCAUCCAUAUGUGUGAUGCACAUGUGAAUAUUAUCUAAUGCUGGAACGUGCAAAAAGCUGUAUAUAUUGUUCAGAACGCGCAAUAGUGUUGUCUGUCAUAAGCUGCGCAAGUAUUGCAUUUUAUUGUAUGAUUUGUGAAAUGGUAUUUGUGCUGAAGACGCACUUCACUCCUGUGUACCCGCUGGGUUAGUUGUAUUUUUUUUUAAAUCACAGGCUCCUGCUGUAUGGGACCACAGAUGUUUAUUUAAGAGAUCCUCUCCUGAGCUUCAUCCAAGUGUUAUAUUUCAGGUAGUAAAAUGCAAUGCAAUGUGUUGUUCUGUGGGCUUUUGAGUGGGUGGACUGUGAAAAAUAAUAAUAAACUGAAUGACUGAAAUAAACUGAACACUGAUA
This is a messenger RNA of Synchiropus splendidus (mandarinfish), 4752 nucleotides long. It is a transcript of the gene npc1l1, whose product is annotated as NPC1-like 1. Lineage: Eukaryota; Metazoa; Chordata; Actinopteri; Syngnathiformes; Callionymidae. Gene Ontology annotation, molecular function: lipid carrier activity. Gene Ontology annotation, cellular component: membrane. The transcript is spliced from 21 exons. Bases 119 to 4147 code for a protein of 1342 amino acids. The record is from RefSeq and is a predicted model, not a curated record.